AUGAAGUUGACUGUAAGCUCUUUCGUGCUUCCACUGGUGGCAACCUUAUUCGAAACCGCCAAGGGAGAUGAUACAUAUCUCUCAAGAAAAGACCUGAACGUUCCUCAAUGGAAUAUUACCCGUUAUGGUGAUGUGAAGCCUAGUGAAGGCUACAUCUUUGUCACUCCUUAUGAAACUACCUCCUCUCAACCGGGAGCCUACAUUUAUGACCAAGACGGAGACUUGGUCUGGUCAGGAUUCUCCUAUUUCGGAGGAACUCCGUUCAAUUUUCAAGUAUUUAAUGAAACUCAAUUUUACGCUUGGGAGGGUUCUGUGAACAUUCGCACAGGCCAUGGACAUGGGCAUUUCAGUUUCUUUGACAACAGCUAUAAGCCUAUUAAGCAAUUGCAUGCCCUUGAACAUCGUCUAGGUGACAUCCAUGAGUUAACCAUUCCCAAGAAUUCAAGCAGCGCACUGAUUGAAAUUUUUGAGCCCACUGACCAGUACGAUCUUUCUCCUUAUGGAAAUGGUACUUGGGUGAACAAUGCCAUCAUCCAAGACAUUGAUCUUGAAACUGGAGAAUUGAUUUUCGAGUGGGUUUCUCUGGACCAUAUUUCACCAGCAGAGUCAGUUUUAAGCCUUGAGUCCGGGUUGGCUGGUGUCGGACAGAAUUCCUCAACAGCUUGGGAUGUUUUCCAUUUCAACUCUGUGGACAAGAACGUAGAAGGCGAUUACCUGAUUAGUGCCCGUCAUUCUUCCACUAUCUACAAAGUGAGUGGAAAAACUGGAGAAGUUUUAUGGAGAUAUUCAACCAGCUCUUCAUUGUCUAAUUUCACAAUCAUAGACAACUCUGCAGAGUUAGAAGUGGACCCAGAAUAUCUUAAAUUUGGAUUCCAGCAUCAUGCUAGGUUUCUCACGCAGACACCAAGAGGUGGCAAGGAAAUUAUCAAGUUCUUUGACAACCACGCUUAUAGUCAUGGCCACACUGAAGCCGGUCAUGGCUCCGAGUCUUCCUCAGUCACCAGCAGCGGAAAAAUCGUUGAGCUGGAUUUGACUCUUGGUACCGCCAAGGUCUUGGAGAUUUUCCUCCCUCCUACUGAUCAUCCCCUUUUGGCAAAAUCUCAGGGAUCUCUACAACUGCUACAGAAUCACCAUGCAGUGAUCAAUUGGGGAUCUGCGGGAAGUAUCACCGAGUAUGACAGUCACCAUAAUCCAAUCUUUCAUGCUGCUUUAGAUGCAGACUCUGAUGACGUUCAAAACUACAGAGCUUUCAAGUAUCCAAGAUGGGUGGGUUAUUCUCCAGAAAAGAUUGCCCUGUUCAAACAGGGUUCCAAGGUUUACAUCUCGUGGAACGGUGACACUGAAACUAAAAAAUGGAAAUUAUCGACCCAGGGAAAAGAGAUCGGUGUUUUUAAGAGAGCUAAGUUCGAAACUGUAAUUGAUCUUCCUUUGGAGUUCCAGGAUAUCUCUACUAAGUCAAUUGAGGUCCAAGCUCUGUCGCAGGACGGUGAGGUCUUAGGGUCACUUAAUAGUGCUCCCAAGGAGGAAGCUUCCCCAAGGGUUCCUCUGUUGGGUGCUUUGGAAGACGGUUUCCAAAACUACUUCUCUUGGAGAGCUGCAAGAACUCACGAUUAG
This is a messenger RNA of Komagataella phaffii GS115, 1614 nucleotides long. RefSeq lists its product as hypothetical. The transcript has a single exon. The coding region runs from base 1 to 1614 and encodes 537 amino acids. Lineage: Eukaryota; Fungi; Ascomycota; Pichiomycetes; Pichiales; Pichiaceae. The record is from RefSeq and is a predicted model, not a curated record.